Molecule: messenger RNA, 2004 nt
Organism: Aureobasidium uvarum
Lineage: Eukaryota; Fungi; Ascomycota; Dothideomycetes; Dothideales; Saccotheciaceae
Source: the annotation of a GenBank genome assembly
AUGUCUUUACGACCCGAGGACCAUCGCUCAUCGCGCUCAAGGUCCAAAUCGCACUCGCGACGUGACCGAUCGCGUUCACAUAGCAAUGUGCGAAAAACACACAAUGUUACUCCGGACAGGCCUGCAGAGUAUGUCUAUGCCAACACCCCUGCCUCGGUACCACGUCACAUUUCACCGGUAGUAACCAUGCCCACGAUGCCCGCCAUGCCGGGUGAUUAUGACGACGAGUAUACCGUCAAUCCUGGAAGCAAUUUGCGUAGCGAUGGGCAGCAUUUACCAUACCCUGUUGUGGGACAGCUGCCUUACCCGACUGUACCACAGGAGAUUGAUAUGGGCGACUACAAGGAUUUCCCGCCGCACGAACGGCCUGGGUAUGUUGCGUCUAGGGAUGCACAUGAUGAUGACUCUGAUCUGGCGUAUGGGACUCUGCCUUUGCCCGAGACCAGAAGGGGACGCGGUAGCAGUGUGAGUAGCCUGCGUGCUCCCUCUCCAUCAGGCUAUGCGUCUACCUCUUAUCGGUAUCCUGCAUCUGGCGGCCCUCAGGAAUCGCAGUAUACCACAUCCAAGCCUCCAUCUGGACAGUCUCAGCAGUAUCAGUAUUCUCAGCCUAGACCUGAUCAGCCAUCAGCACGCCAUGACUACAAUACUCAAACAUAUGGCCCAGUUGCUGGAAAGCAACCUCAGACCUCUCUCAAAGCUCAAACAAUCGAUGUGACGCCUGGUAUCUCCAAGCAGACCAAUCUUGGUCUGACAGUGCGUAUGGAUCGUUUGUCGGUCAGUGGCAAUCGGCCAGACAUAGCUGGAAUAUUGCCUCCACCUAGUCCAUUGCUAGAAGCAUAUCGUGGAACCUAUCAAUCCGUAUCUCCAAUGAUAGCACCGAUGAAGUUAUCUUCGGACAGUGAUCUCGACAGACUGUCCUCGCUUUCACCCGGCCCAUCGUCCGACAGCAAGCAUCACAGACGAUCCAGGAGCAGUACCAGCAAGAUCGACUUUGUCGGCUCUGGCUCAGAGGCCAACGCCAAAGAGCCCAAAAAGCGAGCCAGACUCUACGAUGCCGAAAAAGACGCACUGGCUCUCAACGAAGCAAUCUCGCACCACAGAAUUGACAUCGACACAAUCUGCAAGAUCCUUCCUAACCUAACACACGACCAAGUUCUUGAGCUUCGCAAAGAGUACAAAAAGCACAUCAAGGUCCAAGGUCGAGGCAUCAACAUCGCCAAACACAUGAAGAUGAAGCUCUCGGGCAACUUUGGCAAAGCGGUAUACGUGUGCGCGCUCAGCAGAUACGAGAGCGAAGGCUACUGGGCAAACUUCUGGUAUCAGUCGCACAGCAGCCGGCGCGAGCUACUGAUCGAAAGCCUGAUGGGUCGCAGCAAUGCCGAGAUCAGACAGAUCAAAGAGUCGUUCAAGGAUAAACGCUACAACGACGACUUGGUCAGGUGUAUGGAGAAGGAGCUCAAGCCAGACAAGUUCCGUGUUGCUGUGCUGACCGCACUCGAGGCCAGAAGACAGGAGGAGAAUGAAGUGUAUCCGAGACAAUAUGUCGACAAGGAUGUUGAUGUCUUGAACAGAUGUCUGACAGCCAAGGAAGGCGGAGAAAGCACAAUGCUGGAGGUUGUGGUUAAGAGGAGUGAUGCACAUUUGCGAGAGGUGUUGAAGACAUAUGAGCGUAGACAUGGUGUCAAUUUUGCAAGGGAAGCACUGAGGAAAAGCAAUAAUCUGGUGGGAGAGGUAAUCUGCCACAUCCUCAACGGGGCAAUCAAUCGACCAGCACGAGACGCUCUCCUCCUCCGCCACGCUAUCGACGACAUCAGUUCCCACAACCGAGACGAAGAGUUACGCUACGAGCUGCUCAUCUCAAGACUAAUGAGAGUGCAUUGGGACCAUGCACAUCUAAGUCGUGUAAAGCGCGAGUACGCGGAAAAGUACCGCAAGAACCUCGAGCAUGAUAUCGAGGACGCGACCAAAGGUGAUUUCAGAGAGUUCAUGUAUGAGAUCUGCAAG